Molecule: messenger RNA, 1871 nt
Organism: Beta vulgaris subsp. vulgaris (sugar beet)
Lineage: Eukaryota; Viridiplantae; Streptophyta; Magnoliopsida; Caryophyllales; Amaranthaceae
Product: D-xylose-proton symporter-like 2
Exons: 14
Coding region: 168-1676 (502 amino acids)
Biological process (GO): transmembrane transport
Cellular component (GO): membrane
Molecular function (GO): fructose transmembrane transporter activity
Source: RefSeq, a predicted model, not a curated record
AUGGCGGUGCAAUUAACCAACACGAAACAUUCUCGUGCUAGACGAAUCCCUGUUAACGACCUUAAUUUCUUGAGCUUUCAAGUUUCAACUACCCGUCUUCUUCCCCGAAUCUCUCCUUUAUCGUCUCUCGAAUUCUCUCUCCUCUCUAUCUCUAACAACAGUUAAAAAUGGCUUCCUCUACUACCGAUCAUCAACACCAUGUUCUUUCCUCUUUUGGAAAGGCUUCAGGUGAAUUUGAUCUUGAUGAAGUAGAGCGACCGCUUUUAAAUGGAGCUCAUCCUACUGAGGAUUACUCUCUUCUUUCCUGCAUUGUGCCAUUUUUAUUCCCUGCUCUUGGAGGACUACUUUUUGGUUAUGAUAUUGGUGCCACAUCAUCUGCCACACUUUCAAUUCAGUCACCGACUCUUAGUGGAACUACAUGGUAUGACUUGAGUUCUGUUGAAGUUGGCCUUAUUAGCAGUGGCUCAUUGUAUGGAGCUCUAAUUGGUUCUGUCUUGGCCUUCAAUGUUGCUGAUUUCCUUGGGAGGAGGAAAGAGUUGAUCGCAGCCGCCAUAUUUUAUCUUGCCGGAGCUCUAAUUACAGCAAUAGGUCCGAACUUCGUGAUCAUGAUGAUAGGACGCUUUAUAUUUGGCAUUGGUAUAGGACUGGCAAUGCAUGCUGCGCCAAUGUACAUUGCUGAAACUGCUCCAUCUCAUAUAAGAGGCCGAUUAAUCUCCCUGAAAGAGUUUUUCAUAGUCAUCGGCAUGGUUAUUGGUUAUGCCAUUGGGAGCUUUCUAGUGAAUGUUAUUGCUGGUUGGCGCUAUAUGUAUGGGUUGAGUUCUCCUCUAUCAGUGAUAAUGGCAAUUGGGAUGUGGUGGCUCCCAGAUUCUCCUAGAUGGCUACUUUUGUGUGCUAUACAAGGAAAAGGAAAUGUGCCAGAUUUAAGGGAGAAUGCCAUUAGUUGCAUGUGUCGUCUUAGAGGGCGAGCUGUCAGUGAUACAGCUUCCCAGCAAGUGGAUGAGAUCAUGGCUGAACUUUCUCUUGCUGGUGAACUUAAUAAUGUAUCUACAACUGAGAUGUUUAGAGGAAAAUACUUGAAAGCUCUGGUUAUUGGCUGUGGUUUAGUUUUAUUUCAGCAGAUAACAGGUCAACCAAGUGUCCUGUACUAUGCUGCUUCUAUCUUGAAAAGUGCAGGAUUUUCUGCAGCAUCUGAUGCGACAAGGGUCUCAAUUCUGCUUGGCUUUUUUAAGCUAAUUAUGACUGGAGUUGCUGUUCUAGUUGUUGAUAAACUUGGGAGAAGGCCUUUACUACUUGGUGGUGUAUCUGGGAUGGUUAUCUCUUUGUUGUUCCUUGGAGCUUAUUACACUUUCCUCGGUGAUGCACCAGCUAUAGCCGUCGUUGGUCUACUCCUAUAUGUUGGCUGUUACCAGUUAUCGUAUGGUCCGAUUGGCUGGUUAAUGAUUUCAGAAAUUUUCCCCUUGCGCAUGAGAGGAAGAGGAAUAAGUUUAGCAGUGCUCAUGAAUUUUGGAGCAAAUGCUUUGGUUACUUUUGCAUUUUCUCCCUUGAAGGAUCUCAUUGGAGCCGGAGCUGUGUUCUUUAUGUUUGGUGGCAUAGCUGUCCUGUCUCUCGUAUUCAUAUUCUUUAUAAUACCGGAGACCAAGGGAUUGACUCUCGAGGAAAUUGAGGCCAUGUUGUAACUUCUUUUACCUAUUAUGUAUCUCUAAAACUCCUCUACAAAUGAUUUUUUUAGAAGCGUAUUGGUCGCAUAUAUGCGGGCGCUUCUUAAUGGUGCAGUCUGCCCUACACUAUAUACUUGUAAUAUAGGGUCAACAUGAGGCGAAUUUGUGUAUUUUGCAAUUCAAAUUAUUCAAUAACAAGAUUUUGGUUGUACA